GUUUACGUUGAAUGCACUUUACGUUAACAAAUAUCGUUUUUUGCUUCCUGUCAUAUCUGGUAUAAAAGUGAUGAACUUUCAACGUUGUCACAGACCGAAAAUAGUUUGUUUAGUGAAGAUCACUCACUGAACACAAUCGAUUCUUUAACUAGAGUUGAAAGAAAACGAAAGAAAGAAAAUGUUGCAAAUUCCCGUCUGCUUAUUUCUAAUUGGUGUACUGCAUUGCACAAGCGCACAAAAGCCCACAAAUCUCUGCGCCGGAUGUGUAAUGGUAAAUGGAGCCGGGUACAACGACCAUGUUGACUGUGACAAAUAUGUCCAGUGCCAUGAUGAUGGAACUGGCGUUCUUGUUGCCGAAGUAAUGGAUUGUCCCUUCGCAACCCACUGGGAUAUGGAAAGUUUAACAUGUCUACCAAUCGGUGAUACGCCAUGCGGUAAUGACAAAUGUUUAAGCCUGGCCAAAGAUUCAGAAUAUAGUGUUGCCACAAACUGUAGGGGAUACAUGAAGUGUGUGGGCAAAAAGUCUAAACCAAUGUGCUGUGCUUACAAUCAAACCUACGUUGACGGUACUGGAUGCGUUGAUGACGUCAGUGACGUAUGUAAUGACACUUGUUUUGGCGUCAGUGAAAGCACUCUGUAUCCAGCUAAGUGCGACAUGUUUCCUAUAGCGGGUAAACCUGCGAAGUAUGAAAGGUACGUUGAGGGCUGGGGUAACCUACCGUUAGAUUGUCCAAUAGGCACAUUGUUUCUAAAAGACGCAUGCGCCUGUAUCGGACUGACUGACGUCAUUACAAGGAAAAGGGUUUGCAAGCCUGAGAUACAUCUUCCUUUCACCAGAGAUCACAGAGACGAAUCUGGUAAAAGGCACUACGUCUACAAUGAAAACGUGGUAAUCACAAACGGUGUAGCGGAAUUCAAUGGCAAAAACAGCAGACUGGUUAUCCCAAGAUUUACCAAUUUAGAACACAGCACCACGGUAGUUAUCAAGAUUAAGUACAGCUCAAAGCACGGAGACGUGACUGGUAUGGGACAUGCUCUUGUUUCCAAUAGCGACUGUAAAACUCCCCCGUCCAUCAUGCUUUCUGAAGACAACCGUAACAUUUAUUUUGGGGUUGGAACAGAUGCAUCUAAAUUUGCCUACACAUCUGUACCACAGCUUCCGGUUAAUCCUGAUGUACCUAAAUCUGAGAAGAUAGUCGAAUACAAGUUCAAUAAUGGUGAGCUGAUGGGGAGCAAUGGUGUUGACACAAACAAGAAAGCUGCCACGGGUUAUCUGCGUAAUGUAAGAUGUGCUAUUCAAAUUGGACACGCCGUAGAUCUCAUGCCUUUCGAUGGAGAGAUUGAUGAGGUGACCAUUUAUCUGUGUGACCCUGAUCAACCUUAAUUACACUGACUGUACUCUAUAACUGUUAUCAUUUUUGCCACGUGUAAUUCACUGUAUUCGUACCAAGUCUCAGUUGUGUAGAAACAUAGAAAUCCUUGAAGAUAAGCUAUUUAUUUCAACAAAAGUAAAACAAUGCUCAUUUUACUUUGGAAGAA
Messenger RNA from Mercenaria mercenaria, 1539 nucleotides. RefSeq names its product protein PIF-like. Gene Ontology annotation, cellular component: extracellular region. Lineage: Eukaryota; Metazoa; Mollusca; Bivalvia; Venerida; Veneridae. The transcript has 2 exons. The record is from RefSeq and is a predicted model, not a curated record. Gene Ontology annotation, molecular function: chitin binding. Bases 179 to 1384 code for a protein of 401 amino acids.